CCACAUUGAGCAUCAUCAGUUCAGUUUCUAACCACAAAUCCAUCUGUUUAUAAUGGCAGAUACUGUGAUUUCCUCUGUCCUUGAUAACUUGUUCCAAUUGCUAGCACGCGAAGCCAGUCUGCUGUGUGGUGUGGAUGACAAGGUUAGAUCCCUUCACAGUGAGCUCAGCAUGAUAAACGUGCUCCUCAAAACAUCUGAAGGCAAAACCAAGAACGGAAUAGACAAAGAAGCUCUUCGCCAGAUCAGAGAUGCCGCUCAUGAGGCUGAGGAUGUCAUCGACACCUUUGUUGUCAAAGUGGCUAUGCACAAGCGUCGAACCAAGCUGGGGAGGAUGCUCCAUGGUUUUGAACAUGCAAAGUUGCUCCGGGAUGUGUCUGCGAAAAUAGACAGCAUCGAAGCCACUAUCAAUAAAAUAAGAGACAACAAGAUCAAGCUCACCGAUGUCGUCCCACAAGAAAGUGAAUCAUCGACGUCAACAAGAGAAGAGGAGGAGAGGAUUCUGUUGAUGCACAAGAAGAGAAGAAUUGUGGAAGAACAUGGUGUAGUUGGUUUUGUUGGUGAAUCUAAGGCAGUCAUCCAGCUGCUUAAGGAAGAGAGUUCCCAAAGCAACGUUGUGUCCAUCAUCGGUAUGGGUGGGUUGGGCAAAACCACCCUUGCUCGAAAGGUCUAUAACACGGAUGAGGUGAUGUCAUAUUUUCAUUGUCGUGCAUGGGUUUAUGUUUCAAAUGAUUGCAGAGUUAUGGAGCUUUUGAUUGGCCUUAUCAAGUCUUUGAUGCCUGAUGAGAUGAAGCGAAUUGACCUCUUUAGCUUGAGUGUGGAUGAACUAAAGCUCAAGGUGCAAGAUUUCUUGACCAUGAAAAGGUAUCUGAUAGUCCUUGAUGACCUCUGGAAUACUCGAGAUUGGGAUGAGAUACAAGAUGUUUUUCCAAACGACAAUAACGGUAGUAAAAUACUCAUUACUAGCCGUUUGAAAGAGGUGGCAUCCCAUACGAGUCCAUAUCCUCCUUAUUACCUUCAGUUCCUUGGUGAUGUUGAAAGUUGGGAACUCUUUUCCAGGAGAGUGUUUCGAGGAGAAGAGUGUCCUUCUGAUAUAGAGCAACUUGGAAAACAGAUGGUCAAAAGUUGUGGCGGUUUGCCACUCUCCAUUAUUGUUUUGGCAGGGUUACUUGCAAAGAAGGGGAAGUCACACAAGGAAUGGUCCAAAGUUGUGGGACAUGUCAACUGGUUUCUUAUUCAAGAAGAUAAGACCCAAGUCAAGGACAUUGUACUCAAACUCAGCUACGACAACUUGCCUACAAAACUAAAGCCGUGCUUUCUGUAUUUCGGGAUCUACCCUGAAGAUUUUGAGAUACGUGUAAGGCCAUUGCUGCAAAAAUGGGUUGCUGAGGGAUUUAUUCAACAAACUGGAACCAGAAAUGCAGAGGAUGUUGCUGAAGACUACUUGUAUGAGCUCAUUGAUCGUAGCUUGGUUCAAGCAUCGCGAGUGGACUUUAAUGGAGAUGUGAAGGCAUGUCGCAUCCAUGAUCUUCUUCGAGAUCUUUGCAUCUCUGAGGGCAAAGAGCACAAGAUUUUUGAAGUUUGCUCAGAUGUUAACACUUUGGAUAGAUCAAAACCACGCAGGCUCUCUAUCCAAUGCCCCAUGCAUCGCUAUGCUUCUUCAAGCAAUGAUGACCAUUCAUGUGUCCGCUCUUUGUUUCACUUUGGCCCAAGAGGGUAUUGUGAUUUUACCCCCGGUGAGCAGAAAUGGCUCUUCAAAUCGUUCAAACUGGUUCGGGUAUUAGAUCUUGGGUACAACUAUUUCAGCAAAGUCCCUUCCAACUUGGGCUUAUUUAUCCAUUUAAGGUAUCUAAGAAUAUACAUAAUGACAGCAAUAAGUCCUCAACACAUUGCAGAUUCUAUAUGUAAACUUGAAAACUUACAAACUUUGGACAUAGGUGGGGUGCCGAUUCCAAUAGUAUUUCCUAAGGGAGUAUGGAACCUUAAACAACUUAGGCAUUUGAAUACAGCAGGAUGGGUCCUCCUAGAAGACCACUAUGGUUCAAAAGCACAUGAUCAAGUUAUGUUGAAUCUUCAAACCAUCUCUUUCAUUGCAUUCACUGAACAGAUUGCAGACAUGUUAAAGAAAGGAAGGUUUCCCAAUCUACGAAAGUUGGGUUUGAACAUCUUGCCGUUCCUCAGAGACGACAUGCAUGAGAUGUUAUCAAGCCUACAACAAUUAACUCAUCUGAACAAGUUACGACUCUUCUUUGACAGGGAACGGCAGAUCGGUUGCAAGCCAAUUGAUUUGUCACAGAGCCUGCAGCACUUGUCGAAUCUGAGCACUUUAAAAGUUGAUGAAGCUUUUAACCUUGCAACGUUUGAUAUUGCAUUUCCACCAUGCAUUACAAAAUUAACGUUGACAGGCAUUAGCAUCAUGAAUGAUGAUGGGAUGAAUGCCAUUGGUAAUCUUACUACACUCCGACUUUUGAGAUUGUAUGGAACAGGUAAAUUUGAUGAUUCCUUUGAGAUUAAUUGCACUGCAAACAGUUUCCCACAGCUCCAGGUUUUUGAGAUGGAGAAGCUGAAUGUUGACAACUGGAAAUUAGGCAAUGGUGCAAUGCCAUGCCUUCAAGCUCGGCUUAUCGGAUACUGUGAAAGAUUGGACGAUCUCCCAGACGAACUGUGGUCUUUGACUUCCCUGAGACAAGUAAAAGUUGUGGAACCCUCCCAAGCAUUGUCUCUUGCCGUAGCAAAUUUGGAAAUGAAGGAUGGAUGUGAGCUCAUAAUAACAGAGGGGUAUCAAUAUAGAUUUCGAGUUUGAAUCAAAUUUAGCCUUAACACUUAUGAUUAUAA
This is a messenger RNA of Arachis duranensis, 2832 nucleotides long. RefSeq names its product disease resistance protein RPP13-like. The transcript has a single exon. Lineage: Eukaryota; Viridiplantae; Streptophyta; Magnoliopsida; Fabales; Fabaceae. Bases 53 to 2800 code for a protein of 915 amino acids. Gene Ontology annotation, biological process: defense response to other organism. Gene Ontology annotation, molecular function: ADP binding. The record is from RefSeq and is a predicted model, not a curated record.